Molecule: messenger RNA, 1185 nt
Organism: Anopheles darlingi
Lineage: Eukaryota; Metazoa; Arthropoda; Insecta; Diptera; Culicidae
Gene: yellow-g2
Exons: 2
Coding region: 1-1185 (394 amino acids)
Cellular component (GO): extracellular region
Source: RefSeq, a predicted model, not a curated record
AUGUGCGAAGAAAGGACGUUCCGGUUGCUGCCGGUGGUACGGCUUGCGAUGGUGGUUGGAUUGCUGUUAGCGGCCAGCAACAUGAUGGCGAACGAAGUUCGGGCGGACUGUAAUUCAUCGGAUAACUGCACCCGCGCGAUCUACACCUGGGAAGGUGGACGUAUCGUGUGGCCCUGCCCCACGACCAAGCGGCUUAUUACAAGCGCUGGCAAAUAUAUUCCACGUGAUGUGAUCGCCAUGCGUUGCACACGUACGCGUACAUCGACGAUUUGCGCAUUCCCGCGCUACAAGAGCAGCUAUCCGAUCACCCUCAGCAGGGUGCAUGCGACGAAGAAGGGUUGCGAUGUAAAAUUCGAACCGUUCCCUUGCUGGAGCGAACAGGAGGAGGGUAACUGCAAAGCAUUGCAAUCGGUUAUUGAUGUGUACAGCGAUGGCGAUUACGUGUGGGCCCUGGACAGUGGAGUGACACAGUCCCUUCGUUGUCCCGUUCAACGCUGUCCACCCAAGGUGGUCGUUUACUGUGCCAAGACGGGCAAGUUGCUGAAGACGAUCAAUCUGGCCCGGUACGUAACGGAAAAGUCGCGGCUACAGUACUUGCAGGUCGAAUGUACGAAGGGUGGCAAGUGCUACGUGUACAUUAGCGAUCCCGGCAAUAAUGCGAUCAUCGUAUACGAUGUGUACAAUGGGCGCGGCUAUCGGGUGGUACUGCCCAAGGCGGUCCAUUUGGGUUCGCGGUACCGGGAUGUGCUGUACACCUUCCUCUCGAAGCACAAGGAUGGUACGAGACUCUACUUCACGUACCUCAGCGGAAACCGACUGUUCGCCAUCAAGACGGAACACCUGCGCAAGGGUCAUGGCGGAAACAUUAUCGAUAUUGGAGAAAAGCCGCACGUUCCGGUAAUUCUUGGAACGGAUGGUGGCUCGGGAGUGUUCUUCCGUGAGGAAGGUGAAUCGGAGAUCUACUUCUGGAACACGAACUCCUGCUACAAGAAGGCGAACUUUGUGCUGGUAUACAAGAGCCAGUUGGGUCUGUUUGCGACCCACGUGUUCCCCGAUUACAAGCUGAACCGUAUGCUGGUGCUGGAGAACGAUUUCCCUAGCUACGUGAAGGACCAUGCGUCCUGCGGAACGUUGCACCAGAUUUCGAUCCUGGACGGUAGCUGCAAGUGUCACGGUAACUCGUAG